UAGGUUCCAGGAAAGGCAUUUGUUUCCCCCGUGCCUGCCUGAAACCCACUCACAGGCAUCAGGGACUGGGCUGGAGAAGAGAAGGAGCAAAGGAGACCAUGGUACAGAGAGUGGCAAUCAUUGGAGCUGGCGUGAGUGGACUGGCCUCCAUUAAGUGCUGUCUGGACGAGGGAUUGGAGCCCACCUGCUUCGAGAGAAGUGAUGACAUCGGAGGGCUCUGGAAAUUCACAGAACAUGCCGAGGAAGGUAGAGCCAGCAUUUACCGCUCCGUGUUCACCAACUCCUGCAAAGAAAUGAUGUGUUUCCCUGACUUCCCUUUCCCUGAUGAUUUUCCAAAUUACAUGCACAAUUCAAAGCUCCAAGAGUACAUCAGGAUGUAUGCCAAGCACUUUGCUCUUUUAAGAUAUAUAAAGUUCAAGACUAUGGUCAGCAGUAUAAAAAAACGCCCCGAUUUCCCUGUCACCGGACAGUGGGAUGUUAUUACAAAACAGGACGGGAAGGAAGAGUCAGCUGUAUUUGAUGCGGUUAUGGUUUGUUCGGGGCAUCAUGUGUAUCCAAAUUUCCCAGUUGAUUGCUUCCCUGGGUUAAGGACGUUUAAAGGUAGCUACUUCCACAGCCGGGAAUACAAGGAACCGGAAAAAUUCAAGGGGAAGAGAGUGCUUGUGAUUGGACUGGGAAACUCUGGUUCAGACAUUGCUGUGGAACUCAGUCACACGGCCUCACAGGUUUAUCUCAGCUCUAGAAGCGGCUCCUGGGUGAUGAGUCGCGUCUGGGACAAUGGCUACCCCUGGGAUAUGUUGACUGUGACUCGCUUUGAAACCUUUCUCAGGGAUACCCUUCCCACCUCCGUCAGCGACUGGCUGUACGUGAGGAGGAUGAACAAGUGGUUUAAGCAUGAGAACUACGGCCUGAUGCCUUUGAACAGAACCAGCCGUAAAGAGCCAGUGUUCAAUGAUGAUCUCCCAAGCCGCAUCACAUGUGGAACAGUGGUGGUGAAACCCAAUGUGAAGGAAUUCACGGAAACCUCAGCUAUAUUUCAGGAUGGGACUGUGCAGGAAAACGUUGAUUUUGUCAUCUUUGCAACAGGCUACAGCUACUCCUACCCCUUCAUGGAAGACAACGCUAUCAUCAAAUGCAGAGACAACGAGGUCACUUUGUACAAGGGCAUCCUUCCUCCUCGACUCGAGAAGCCAACCAUGGCUGUCAUUGGCCUGGUCCAGUCGCUUGGUGCAAUUAUUCCAACAUCAGAUCUCCAAGCUCGCUGGGCUAUAAGGGUGUUUAAGGGGUUAUAUAAGCUUCCCCCAGUGAAUGACAUGAUGGAAGAUAUUGAUGAAAAAAUGGGGAAAAAGCUCAAAUGGUAUGGGCAGAGCAAUACCCUACAGACAGAUUAUAUUUCCUACAUGGAUGAACUCGCCUCUGCUAUUGGUGUGAAGCCCAAUUUUCCACUGCUGUUCCUGACGGAUCCAAGGCUGGCCCUGGAAGUGUACUUUGGCCCAUGCAGUCCAUACCAGUUUUGUCUGAUGGGACCGGGGAAGUGGGAUGGAGCCAGAAAUGCCAUCCUGACCCAGUGGGACCGGACGCUGAAGGCUACGAGGACCCGAGUCGUACAUGAUUCUCAGAAACAUUUCCCCGUCUUGAAUUUGCUUAGAAUACUUGCGCUCCCUCUUCUCCUUCUUGCUGUUUUUCUGAUGUUUAACUAAUCAACAAUUUUAAGGCUCUCAACAUGAAAUUAGUGAAUAGAAAGGAAAAUUCUUCCUGAGAAAGGAGAGGAGGGAAUCCUACUACUUCAUAUCGGUUCUGACCUACCAUGUGUGCAGAUAGAGAUGUUGAUAGAUAGAUAGAUAGAUAGAUAUACCACACGUGCAUGUAUAAACUCAAUGGGCCACAGCCUCUGCUGUGUAAACUGACAUCGCUCCAUAGAAGUCAGUGCCAGAUGUUCUUUUGGUGUCAAUGAGCAUUACCUGAUUUGUGCUCUUCUGUUUGUAUCCUAGGAAAUACUGAAAGAACAGACUCAUUACAAGGGGAAUAUUGAGAUAAAUAAGAUGUUAUCUCCAUGUUUUCUUAAACCCCAAGGCCUUCACAUCUAGAGUAUUCAGUAGUGUGAUAACUUAGAGCUAGUCAAAAAAUGACAAUUAUUUUUCACGGGAAAUUGUUUUUUAAAAUUGUUUUUAUAGUUUUAUGUUUCCCCACUGAAAUUUUUCGUCUCUCAUUGAAAAAAUGAAACCAAAAUUUUUUCAGUCUUCAAAAACAAUUUUUAGUUAAAAAAAUGUUUGGUUUUCAAAACCCAAUUGUUUUUAUGAGAACCUGUUUUGCGCACUUGGGCAGGACGGGGAAGUU
Molecule: messenger RNA, 2337 nt
Organism: Terrapene triunguis (Three-toed box turtle)
Lineage: Eukaryota; Metazoa; Chordata; Testudines; Emydidae
Product: dimethylaniline monooxygenase [N-oxide-forming] 3-like
Exons: 9
Coding region: 99-1700 (533 amino acids)
Molecular function (GO): flavin adenine dinucleotide binding; N,N-dimethylaniline monooxygenase activity; NADP binding
Source: RefSeq, a predicted model, not a curated record